Ictalurus punctatus (channel catfish) is the source of this 2176-nucleotide messenger RNA. It is a transcript of the gene fdps, whose product is annotated as farnesyl diphosphate synthase (farnesyl pyrophosphate synthetase, dimethylallyltranstransferase, geranyltranstransferase). The record is from RefSeq and is a predicted model, not a curated record. Gene Ontology annotation, biological process: trans, trans-farnesyl diphosphate biosynthetic process. Lineage: Eukaryota; Metazoa; Chordata; Actinopteri; Siluriformes; Ictaluridae. Bases 165 to 1229 code for a protein of 354 amino acids. The transcript is spliced from 10 exons. Gene Ontology annotation, molecular function: (2E,6E)-farnesyl diphosphate synthase activity; dimethylallyltranstransferase activity. Gene Ontology annotation, cellular component: cytoplasm.
ACCUGCGUCUAAGCAGUUAAAACUACAAUACCCCAAAGCCCUUUUGACAUGUGGGAUGUCGGGUCUUUUCUUAUGGCACUCAGCAGGUAAAAUAAAACUGCAUUCACAACUGGCAGAGUAAUGUUUUGGCACUGUCAUUAGCUCCGGACAAGGACGAGAACAACAUGGGAGACAGUAGCUGCACUAAAGCUGUCCACUUGUCAGAUCCACAGUUUUUUGACAAAUACUUUGAGAAGCUGCUGUGUGAGUUGACAGAGCAGGAUUUCACAGAUCCGGUACUUGCUGAUGCUCUCAGCAGGCUCAGAGAGGUACUGCGGUACAAUGCCACAGGAGGCAAGAGGAACCGUGGUUUGUCUGUGAUUGGCUCACUGCGUGAGUUGGUCCCGCCCUCCAAGCUACCACCUGAAGAAGUGGAGCGUGCCCUGUUGGUCGGAUGGUGCAUCGAACUGCUGCAAGCAUUCUUCUUGGUUGCAGAUGAUAUAAUGGAUGCAUCUUUAACACGGAGAGGUCAGCCAUGCUGGUAUAAGAAGGAAGGCAUUGGCCUGGAUGCUAUUAAUGAUGCUUUUCUGCUGGAAGGGUCCAUCUACCGCCUUCUGCGUAGGCAUUGCAGAAGGCAGCCCUACUACGUCCAUUUGUUGGAGCUUUUUACUGAGACAUCGUUCCAGACAGAGCUGGGCCAAACCCUCGAUCUGAUGACUGCUCCCCCAAACAAGAUCGACUUAAACCGUUUUACCAUGGACAGGUAUAAAGCCAUAGUGAAGUACAAGACUGCAUUCUACUCUUUUUAUCUUCCAGUGGCUGCAGCCAUGUACAUGGCAGGAAUUGACAGUGAAGUGGAACACAACAAUGCUAAACACAUCUUGCUUGAAAUGGGGGAGUUCUUUCAGAUUCAGGAUGAUUACUUGGAUUGCUAUGGUGAUCCUGCAGUAACAGGCAAGAUUGGCACUGACAUCCAGGACAACAAGUGCAGCUGGCUUGUGGUGACAGCACUGAGUGAGAUGACUCCUGAGCAGAGGGUGGAGCUAGAGGCCUGCUAUGGCCGAAGUGAUGCUGAGAGUGUAGAGCGAGUGAAGGCACUGUACGACACUCUGGAAAUGCCUCUCCGAUACCACCAGUACGAGGAAGAGAGCUACUUGCGACUCCAAGACCUCAUCCAGAGGCACGCUCAAAACCUUCCCCAUGCUGUUUUUCUUAACUUUGCCAAGAAAAUCUAUAAGAGAAACAAAUGAGGCAUGUUUUGUUUUGUUUUUUUGCAAGAGCAUGGAAAAGAUGUAAAGUAUGUUUAAUGCAAUACUGCACAAGAAGGAAAGUAGUGCAUUUGAUCAGUGGUGUAAAUAUGUUCUCAAGACUAAAGACAUGUAUUUCUUAAAAACUUUAGAUACAUGGUGUUUUUUCCACACAUAUACUGGACUUUGAGACAGCCCAAAAUGAAACUCGUGUUUUGAAAUAUAUAUAUUUUCUCCUAGAAAGAAGCUGGACUAAUUCAGUGUCAAUUGUUGUCAGCUCUUAUAGCUGUAAUAUUACAUUUGUCUAAGAAAACUUGUACAUUGUCCAAUUCAAAAUAAUUUAAUUAUAUUUUUAUAUAAUUAUAGUUGUUCUAUCAGUAAGGGUAACAUCAGUCCUGUGCAAUUGGAGUUGCUGAAAUGUAGUCUUUACAUUUCAUAUUAUGUUUCAGUUUAAGGCAGGUUGGAAACAAAAUGUUGGUCAUCAGGCAGUGAUUGGUACCGAUCGGAUCCGUCACUCUGUUCUCCUCAGUGGGUUCUUUAUUUGGCUGUGUGCAUUGUUUAAAGACUAAACAACUAUCGUCCACUUUCUGAAACCCGAAGUAGAAAUCCACAAACUGUAUUUACCAAUCUGUUUUUCUGCUAAAGAAAAUGUCAGUGGUAGGAUAAAUAGAUCUUUCUGGAACUGCUAAAAUCAGAAAUUACUGUGAAAAUGGAAACCAUUUUUAAAUGAGUAGCAUUUAUAAUAUACAACUGAGAUGGUGUAUAUUAUAAUCCCAGCCACUUCCUGUCAACCUGGAUGAUAUUAAUAAAAAUGACGGUUACCUAAUACUCAUAGUUGAUGUUUGUUUGUUUUAAAGAAAUGUUCGAAGUGAGAUCACUUUGGUGCAAAAUGUGUGUAAUGUCAUUAAGUGGGAAAGAAAAAAUAAAGACUAUGCCUAAAACUGCUAUAA